Molecule: messenger RNA, 570 nt
Organism: Habropoda laboriosa
Lineage: Eukaryota; Metazoa; Arthropoda; Insecta; Hymenoptera; Apidae
Gene: mRpL33
Product: 39S ribosomal protein L33, mitochondrial
Exons: 3
Coding region: 88-288 (66 amino acids)
Cellular component (GO): mitochondrion
Source: RefSeq, a predicted model, not a curated record
ACCUUAUUUCACAAAGUUAUUAAUAUAUAUAUUUACAAAAGUAUAGUGGUAUAAAUCGAAUUUUAUACAUAGUUAUAAUUAAGAAUUAUGUUUCUGACAAAUGUGUUACUCAAAAAAGCGAAAUCCAAACUUGUUUUGGUAUUACUAGAAAGUGUAGCAAGUGGUCAUAAACGUGUACGUUUUCGGGAAAGAUUAGCUGAUAAGCAAGAAAUAACAUUGUUUGAUCCUUAUGUUCAAGAUGUUGUGCUCUACCGGGAAAUAAAGAAAAUUAAAGGUAUAGGGCCCUAACAAGCAAAAUGAAGCUGUAAAAAUGUAUCAAAUAAAAUACCAAUUUUAGUUUAGAAUUAAUGACAGUACUUGGUGUAUCAUUUGAUUCACUACUUUCAAAGAACUAGAAUCAUUUAUGUAUAUACUCUGUACAAAGGAAUCGAUCCUUACGCGAAAAACAAUGAGAUGUCAUCGUAAGUGGUUUUGAAUAAAGCGUACGGACAUUAGACGUUUUGCACGAGUUAUGCGUCUAUUUGUGUGUACAUCGAAAGGAACAAAUCAGAGCAACAGAGAAGAAAGGAG